UUGUGCAGUGAAAAAAACAUUACAGUGGCCGCAUGCAGCUCAUGGCAUGCACGCGUCAGGUGCGUUGAGAACUGCCGCGGUGAAACUAACAUGUAUCAUGUGUACGAAUCCUGAAGUGUAAGUUACGGCAAAACAAUACUUCUGUGUGUUUAGCCGCAUGGUACUCUCGCGCAUGUUCGCGAGGGCUCAACUGCCAGGACAACAUGGACUGGACUUGCGAAUCAUAAGCGCGUUUGGAUCAGUCGCCUUGCUCGAUUGGUAAGCGUCACUCCACGUGUUCCUGGCUACCUGCAGUGGUACUGCGUAUAUCUGACGUGCUAGCGUGAUGGCACCUGUCAACGGAAAAGCCGAGAAGCGAAUCGGUUUGAGUUCUAAGAAGAUGAAGCGCAUGGAAUCCAAGAAGAGGAAGAUUGAAGCUUUUUUGGAGUUGUGCGAGGACAAGUCAUCGGUCAGCCCGGAAUCGGCCCCUGCAACCAAGAAGCGUCAAAACUUAGACAAAACUUGGGCGCACGAAAAAACGUCUGUUUCGGAGAGAAAAACAUCGGAGCUACCAGACGCUGCCAAGGCAAUCAGCGAAGAAUUGGUGCAGCUUCGAGCCCGGAAGCGACCCUUUCCUAGUGCGUGGAAAGAAAUGCCCAAGUUUUUUCUGACCGAUGAUGGCUCCGAAGCUGCUUGGUCGUGGCCUGAAACCGAUGCCAGUACCGACAACGACGAUUCCGAGGACGUCGUGGAGGACAAGGCCGUUCUUUACCUUCAAGAUAUCCAGGCCCUGCUCCUUGUGGCCCUGAUGGGCCCGAAGACCCCACUCUUGACGCGUUGGUGCCGGUACCUACGAAACGACAAAACCAGCCACAUUGUCGUAAUCACUGUGAGCGGACUGUCAGCGAAGGACCUUAGUGCGAGUGCUGAACAGUUCCCGAAGCUCAGGAACAUAUUUCCCGACGGCGGUGUCCGUGUCGUUCCCUCUGCGCGUUACAGCGCCACAACCGAAUCUGAACUUACGCAAGUGCCAAUCAGUCUCAACAGCGGCAUGAAACUGCGGUGCUUCUUUGGCUCACUGGAGGCGGCCGAGGCUGCUGGCGCGGUCUUCAGGUGCUACGGCGCGUUUGUGCCCAUCAAGCAGCCUGGCGAUAAAGAAACCAGUGGGAAAAACGAAGAACCGGAGCCGUCCGACAAACCAAGCGCUCCAAAGAGCAGUGAUGUCACGGAUGCUGAUCCGCUAGUACAGAGCCAGACGGUACCGGAGCCGUCCGACAAACCAAGCGCUCCAAAGAGCAGUGAUGUCACGGAUGCUGAUCCGCCAGUACAGAGCCAGACGGUGGCAGUGCAAAACAAAAGUGCCAACGAGAAUGGCAGAAAUACAAAGACGCAGCUGCCUGACAGUCAGUGGCCUGAAAAGCUUCUGGCAGAAGAUGCACCAACUGAAGAUGAGGACAUCGGCGCUUUUGAGGUGCCCCGCACAUUUUUUUUGUUGAGCCCAGUACAAAUGCUGACGGAAGGUUAUCCACUGAUCAGAGCAAACAACACACGAGACUACGUCUAUACAAAGUCAAGCUACACACCAGUAAAUCAUAACUCCCGCUUGUUCGGAUUAGAUUGUGAGAUGUGCUUGACAACAGCCAGGGUCAACGAGCUCACCCGUGUGACCAUGGUGGAUGAAGAUGAAAACGUGCUACUUGACGAACUGGUCAAACCUCGAAACCGCAUAAUUGACUACCUCACACAGUUCAGUGGCAUAACAAAAGAAAUGCUGGACCCAGUUUGGACACGUAUUGAAGAUGUCCAAAAAGCAAUAUCCGAUCUCCUGCCCAGUGAUGCCAUUCUCGUGGGACAGUCGCUGAACUUUGACUUGCACGCUUUACAUUUGAUACAUCCAUAUGUGAUUGACUCCAGUGUCAUCUUCAAUAUCUCAGGAAACCGGCGAAUCAAGACAAAGCUCAAGACACUGACAAGCACUUUUCUUGGUGAAGAAAUUCAAACGGGCACCGACGGCCACUGUUCCGCAGAGGACGCCACUGCAAGUCUUCGCCUUGUCAAGCAUAGGCUCAAACAGGGCCUCUUUUAUGGAGAUGCCGUUCUUAAAGAAAUGCAAAACAAAAUCAUGGACAGGGCAUUUGAAAUAUAUGAUCGUAAGACGCGGUUCAACGUUUAUGUCUACGAUGAGGAUGAAAUGGGAUUUGGAAGUACUGGCAAGAAAGAGGAAGAAUACGAGCCUAUUGGAGUUUACGUUUAUGACGAAGCAGAGAUGGAGUCCACCACAGUAACCAAGCCACAAAAAUCUCGGAGCAAGCAAAAAGAAUUAACGGCGUGGGCCAAAUGUCGGAAUCAGCUCCAGACUGAUUUCCGUGGCGCUGUAAGCAACCUGUUUUACUACCUUAAUAAAAGGGAGAACCGGAGGUUGGUUCACCUUGUUGGCACCAAGAAAGUCCUUAGCAACUACCCAAAGUUUGUGCUCAACACCACUCCACACACUGAAGUGAGUGGCAACAUAGAAGUCGCACGAAGCGUGCGGUCUCUUAUGGAAACAAACCAGAUUGUCAUGGCUGGGCUUCAAGCACAGGACAGUGAUGGACAAGUCACCGAGGAAAAGGCAGCAGAAGUGGACAAGCUUUUAAGAAAGAUCUAUCGCAGUUGCCGGAAGGCAUGUCUGUUUGUUGUAUUCCUAGAAGGCAGAGUGGACGUGGACACCCAAGUGACUCAACACGGACUGUGUUUUGUGAAGGUCAAAGAAGCUGAAAAGAGACCUGUGAAAGAAGACUGUAUGUAAUGUCGAGGAUUGAUGGACCUCCCAAGGAGUGAUGUGUUGGUGACGUUAAGAAAUUUUGCUUGAAAUGCUAUUAUUGAUUGUCAGGUUAAUAAACAUGUUCAAAAUGGUUAAAGAAAGCUGAA
This is a messenger RNA of Dermacentor silvarum, 2889 nucleotides long. RefSeq lists its product as uncharacterized. Gene Ontology annotation, molecular function: exonuclease activity; nucleic acid binding. NCBI's taxonomy places the organism in Eukaryota, Metazoa, Arthropoda, Arachnida, Ixodida, Ixodidae. The transcript is spliced from 2 exons. Gene Ontology annotation, cellular component: nucleus. Bases 326 to 2767 code for a protein of 813 amino acids. The record is from RefSeq and is a predicted model, not a curated record.